Molecule: messenger RNA, 2242 nt
Organism: Manihot esculenta (cassava)
Lineage: Eukaryota; Viridiplantae; Streptophyta; Magnoliopsida; Malpighiales; Euphorbiaceae
Product: E3 ubiquitin-protein ligase RZFP34
Exons: 12
Coding region: 573-1424 (283 amino acids)
Biological process (GO): protein ubiquitination; ubiquitin-dependent protein catabolic process
Cellular component (GO): nucleus
Molecular function (GO): zinc ion binding; ubiquitin protein ligase activity
Source: RefSeq, a predicted model, not a curated record
AGUUUAUGCAGAUGCAGCGCCUACGCCACCCUAUUAUUCUCUGUUACGGGAUAUUUUUUUUUUAUAGUUUCAAACGACGUCGUUUGUUUUUUAAAAAUUUUUAAAUAGAGGUUUCUGCUUUUCUCUCUCUAAUCAUUUUAUUCAGUGAUGAAAUCCAUUUUUCUCUCCACAAUAAUUGAGGUUGGGCGGCAGACGCUGUCGUGUCGCCCCGUCAUGAAUUCAUCCAUAGGAAAGUGGGGUGACCUCUGGGGCUGUUGGUAGUUGCUUGUCAGUGGAUGAUGAAUAAGUAGAGAGACAACAGGGGUUAUUGUGUAAUUGAAUUAAAAUUGCGGGCUUGAUAUUAUGCUUUUGUCGGUUUCCUUCUUGUUUCCUGUAUGCAAUGUGCAAGCCUCCUCCUGCAAUCCCACAAUAGAGUUCCGAUUUACCCGAGUUACUUGGGUCCGUUUUCAAUCUGUUUUUCUUUUUUUAUUGUUUUUUGAUUUGUAUCGGAAGGGGAAUUGUUUGAUUUGUUUGUUUCAGGUAAAGGACUAAAACUUGAGGAAUCUAGAUAGAUUCUGUAGAACCUCAAGAUCAUGGAGAGUGGUGUGGAGCUGGGGAUGUCAAAUUCUUGCUAUGAAGAUGCGUCCAAAUUGGACCUGGGAUUUGGACAUUUCGGCUGCUCGCACUAUCGAAGGAGAUGUAAGAUUAGAGCACCCUGCUGUGAUGAGAUAUUCGAUUGCAGACACUGCCAUAACGAAUCAAAGAACUCCAUGGAAGUGAAUCCCCUUGAUCGUCAUGACGUCCCUCGUCACGAACUGAAAAGGGUUAUCUGUUCUUUGUGUAGCACUGAACAAAAUAUUCAACAGUACUGCAUCCAGUGUGGGGUUUGCAUGGGGAAGUACUUUUGCUCCAAGUGCAACUUCUUUGACGAUGAUGUCUCUAAGCAGCAGUACCAUUGCGAUGAAUGUGGAAUCUGCAGAACUGGAGGGGAGAAGAAUUUUUUCCACUGUAAUAGAUGUGGAUGUUGCUAUUCAAUCUUGUUGAAGGAUUCACACAAUUGUGUGGAAAGAGCAAUGCAUCACAAUUGCCCUGUUUGCUUUGAGUUUCUCUUUGAUACGACGAAAGACAUUACUGUCUUACCUUGUGGACACACAAUUCAUUUGGAAUGUGUUAAACAGAUGAAGCGGCAUUUCCAGUAUGCUUGUCCCGUUUGCUCAAAAUCAUAUUGUGAUAUGUCUUGUGUGUGGGAAAAACUAGAUCAAGAGGUUGCCUCAACACCUAUGCCUCAAAUUUAUCAAAAUAAGAUGAUUUGGAUUCUUUGCAAUGACUGUGGGGAGAAAUCGGAAGUGAUUUUCCAUAUUGUAGCACAGAAAUGUAUGAGAUGCAAUUCAUACAAUACGAGACAGACACGAGGAAGUCCUACAUCUUGCUCAUCAGGGUUUUAGAGAUGGUGAGAUGAGUAACUUCUGAUUAACCGUUAGUUCUUGAAGACUUCUGCACAAUAAAAACUGUCAUGGAAUAAGGAGAUUUCAGUUUUUAUUCCUGCAACAAAUCCUAAUUAUUCAUAUGUAUGUUACUUGAGAACCCUAAGCAACUCUGCUUUGGCUUAUUGGGUGAGAUCAAAUGGAUCCCAUUUCUAGGGAAACUGCCGAAUAUCGGAUCGACAAAUAACUUCUGGUUCAGAUAAGGCUUUGCUGAAAUGGAAAUGUGGCAAUUGAUGAUGUGUUUUGUCACAUAGAGAAAGAUGGCUGUUGCCAAUAAAGCCAUGACUUCUUUGCAAAAGGUAUAGGGGGAGAGAGACUUGACAGUAGCAAUAGAAACAAAUAUCCAUGGAUGGAGUGUACUGGGUAUCUUAUCCCUCUUUAUCAAUCCAAUUCCACGGUUAUGCAAAGAACUUUACUUUGUUCCUUGGAUUGAAUGAAGUUCUUGUGUAAGUUUCAGACAGAAAUAAUAAGAUUGUUUACCAGAACAACAAUGAUAACUAGGUCUUAAUUCCAAACUAGUUGGGGUUCGUCGCUGCUGCGAGGAUUACUGAUAUCUCAUGUCUCGCGGAGUCUUUUAACUCUUAUCGCUUAGCUCAACAAAUUGAAUUUCUUUCUUUUUUGAAAAGGUAAAAGAAGGGGGGGCUUGGGAGUGCUAUUCCUGAAUUCCUUAUUCAAAAGCUUCUCUUUUUGGUAGACAACCAUGAAAGUGUAAAAGCUACUUUAAAGAUUAUGUAUUAAAGAGUUUCGGGUAAUAAAUUGAAUCUGUCAAUAAUCCAAAA